Messenger RNA from Pyricularia grisea, 1047 nucleotides. RefSeq lists its product as uncharacterized. NCBI's taxonomy places the organism in Eukaryota, Fungi, Ascomycota, Sordariomycetes, Magnaporthales, Pyriculariaceae. The record is from RefSeq and is a predicted model, not a curated record. Gene Ontology annotation, biological process: lipid catabolic process. The transcript has a single exon. The coding region runs from base 1 to 1047 and encodes 348 amino acids.
AUGAGGUUCCCCAGCGUAUUUGCCUUUUUGGCCACAGCCCUCACUUGCUCUGCAUCAGUUAUCCCGUCCGGGUACGCCUACACCAAGACUGUCCAAGGCCGCGCUGUGACCGUCACCGAGGGUGACUUGGACAACUUCGCUUUCUAUGCCCAGUACAGCGCGGCGAGCUACUGCAACGAUGCCGCCACUUCAGGCGCCAACGUCACAUGCAGCAACGAUGGAUGUCCUGCCGUCGAGGCCAACGGCGCCCAGAUCCUCCGGUCGCUGAACCAAGACACUUCCACCAACAUUGCGGGCUACCUUGCGCUUGACUCCAAGCGCAAGAACAUCGUCCUCGCCCUCCGCGGCUCCACGAGCGUUCGUAACUGGAUCACCAACCUGACCUUCAUCUGGUCCAGCUGCAGCUUUGUCACGGACUGCAAGCUGCACACGGGGUUCGCCAAGGCCUGGUCACAGAUUCAGACCGACGUGCUGGCCACCAUCGCCUCGGCCAAGGCCCAGAACCCCGACUACACUGUCGUAGUGACGGGCCACUCACUCGGCGGUGCUGUCGCCACCAUCGCUGGAGUCUACCUCCGCCAGGCGGGCUACCCCGUCGAGGUGUACACGUACGGCAGCCCGCGCGUCGGCAACCAGGAGUUUGUGCAGUGGGAGGCCACGCAGACCGGCAACGUCGAGUACCGCGUGACGCACAUCGACGACCCCGUCCCCCGCCUGCCGCCCAUCUUCCUCGGCUACAGGCACGUCACCCCCGAGUACUGGCUCAACGGCGGCUCCUCCAGCACCAUCAACUACACCGUCGCCGACAUCAAGGUCUGCGAGGGCUUCGCCAACAUCAACUGCAACGGCGGCAGCCUCGGCCUCGACACAGACGCUCACCUCUACUACCUCACCAACAUGCUCGCCUGCGGCUCCGACAAGCUCGUCUUCCGUCGCGACGACGCCAACUCCAUCAGCGACGCCGAGCUCGAGCAGAGACUGAACCUAUACGCCCAGAUGGAUCGCGAGUUUGUUAAUGCGCUUGAGGCCAACAACACCAUUGCUUAA